AGAUGGGUGAUCCUAACAUUAGCCACAUAGACGUAGACUUUACAGGGAGUCUCCCAGCUGCCAAACUGGAUCACUACAUGGACAUGUAUGACAUGGACUAUGGCAUCCCUCCAGAGGAUAUCCCAGACACCACGCAGGGCCAGGCCUUCUUCGUGGCAACUAUCCUCAUUGGUGUGGUUCUUGUCUGCAUUGUGCUUGUCUGUGGGCUGGGAAACUUCAUAUUCAUCGCCACGCUGACACGCUACAAGAAACUCCGCAACCUCACCAACCUGCUCAUCGCCAACCUGGCCAUCUCAGACUUCAUUGUGGCGGUGGUGUGCUGCCCAUUCCUGGUGGACUACUAUGUGGUGAAACAACUCUCAUGGGAUCAUGGACUGGUGCUGUGUGCUUCUGUCAACUACCUUCGGACUGUGUCACUCUAUGUGUCCACAAAUGCUUUGCUCGCCAUCGCAGUUGACAGGUACAUGGCUAUUGUUCAUCCAUUGAGGCCUCGUAUGAAGUACCAAACCGCCUACUGCCUGAUCACAGGAGUCUGGAUUGUGCCCAUCCUAAUAUCCAUACCCUCAGCCUACUUUGCCUCUGAGACCAUGUACCCCCAUGGUGACUCCCUUACUACUCAUAAAGUCUUCUGUGCUCAGAUUUGGCCUGUGGAUCAGCAGGCAUACUACCGCUCCUACUUCAUGUUUGUUUUUGCCGUGGAGUUUGUCGGUCCUGUGAUCAUCAUGGCGAUGUGCUAUGCUCGAAUUUCCCGCGAGCUCUGGUUCAAGAAUGUCCCGGGUUUUCAAACGGAACAGAUCAGAAAGAGGUUACGCUGUCGCCGCAAGACUGUGAUGGUCCUGAUCAUGAUCCUGACAGCAUACAUCCUGUGCUGGGCGCCGUACUAUGGCUUCACCAUCCUACGGGAUUUCCACCCAACACUCAUCUCCCGUCAGAGACACUCUUUAGUGGCAUUCUAUAUCGUUGAGUGCAUUACCAUGAGCAACAGCAUGAUCAAUACCUUCUGUUUUGUUAGUGUCAAGAAUAACACCAUGAAGUAUUUGAAGAAGAUUGUACUGCUGCGCUGGAGGUCAAAGUAUGUCCACGCCGGUAAAACUGUGGAUGAGAUGGAUAUGAGGACCUCCUCCAUGCCUGUGACUGAGGAGGUUGUAUGUAUUCACCUGAGGUGAAGCGAGAAAAUCUGAUACAUAACAGACAUUACCUGUGAUGUUUUGGUAUAUGUAUUUUAGUCUCUGAUAUGAACCUGAUCUAAACGUGAAAGAAAUGUGACUACAGUGUUAAGUCCCACCCAGGUACAGUAGGCUUGAAUGUAAUACAGGUCAGUCGAUUUCAUCUUAAGUUAUGCAUUUGUUUUCUAAAGCUUUGCGUAUUCUGCCUGCUGUCCUCUUCAUGUCUGCAUGUUGGUAACAACAUGCCCAAAAAGGCCAAAGCACUUAAAAUGCUCUGCAUCUAAAAUCCAGUCGUAUCUCACGCUGAAUUAAAACUAGUUACUUCAGAAAAGUCUUGCUAAUUGUGUGCUGUAAAAUUGUUUCAUGCUCGGACCUCCUCUGUAAAAGAGUUUUUCUUUAGUGUGAUUGACAAAUUGCAAAGUUUGCGUCAGUGUUAGUGUUAGCGUUAAACUCACACUGGUGAAAAGUGGACUAUACAAAGACAAAGACUGGACUAGUUUUGCCUGAUGUUGUUAAUGUAGUCCUUGCUAUUCACUUGUAAGCAACUGUCUUUUUAAGCUUUGAAAUUUCUCAAGAGGGGAAUUUCUAUAUGUAUUUAUGUCAUAGAGAAGAAGAGGAAAAUCUCCUUAGCUUGUGUUUACGACAGCUAACCAAAAAAGUCUUUAAAAAAUCCCAUACACUUCAAGACGAUUGACUCGGAAGUGCUCAAGAGGGACGUUAUUUUACUGCAACACUGUUUUCAGCUGCAUAUGGGAUCAUGCUAAAAUGAAGCUUAUUAUUGCUUAUUAUGCUUAUUAUUUCUAUUUAUAUACAACUGUUUAUUUAAAUCAAAGAUGUCUGUCCUAAGAAGAUGUAUGUGUGCUCUUUCAGUGCAAAUUUCAGUAUCGCUGCUCUGUAAGUAAACGGUAAGUAGUACAGUAUUAAAGUGUGAGUUAUUGUGACUGUUUUUGUUGUACAAACUGUGACUGUACACUGUGUUAUUGUGACAUGUUUUGGCAUGUAGAAGAUCCAACUGCACAUUAUGUGAAUGAUGUGUAAAUAAGAGCUCCUGUUGACCUUAAUGAUUCAUAAUGGAACAAUGUAAAGGUCAUUCUUUGAUAAACCAAUAAUUAUUUGUUUAUAUUACAAAACCAACAGCUCUUAAUACUUAAGACACAGUUUAAUAGCUUUUGCCUUUAUCUUUUUUCUGUGUUCUAUGGUGCUGCUUUAUUUUAAAGAAAUUGUGAGUUUCUCUGUAUUGAUGUCAUUUCAGGUAUAUGAAGUCAGAAGAAUGUAUGUCCAUGUCUGUUUACUGUCCCAAAAAGACAAUAUUUUUCUUGUUUAUUUGUCCAUGAAAAGAAUUGCAUGCCAAAGCCUAUUGUAGAUAAAUGCUCUCAAUGUCUGCAUAAUAUGUUUGAAAAAAGAAAUAUAUUAAUAAAAUAUUCAUUUUUAAAAUAUAUCUGUUCUUUUAUUUGCUUCUUCACUCUUAAUAUUAGUCUCCUAUACCAUCAAUAGUCAUGAAUUAUGAUCUGUACAAUUUGGAAAAAAAAAAAAAGAUUUCCAAUACUUAAAAACUUUGAUGAAAACAUUUGAGUAUAUUCAACUUGUUCAUUUUUAAAGUGUAGUUAAACCAAUUCAGUGAAGAUUAAGAUUAAUAGUUGAAUAUACUUAAGUAGACAGCCUACAUCACAACUAUUCAUUAAUGGCAUGACGAGAUAAUUAGCCAGUCAUUAGCCAUGUUUACGUGGACCACUUUGGAGUAAAUACCUGAUCUGAAUAAAAAAGCUUCAUAUAAACACUUCAUUCAGAAUAAAAUCAUCCAAUUCAGCUCACUUGGAAAGAAAUGUCAUUCUGAUCAAGAGGGGGGGUUUAUGCCGAUAGUCAUUUGGAAACAUUUGAUCUGAUCAUCUCUCCCUGUUUGGGGUGAGUUUUGUCUUACUGCACCACAGACUAACCAGACAGAAACGUGGCAGGAACAAAAUAAAACUGUCGCCGAGAUAGCUCGAAACUUUGAAAGAGUACCAAAUUGUUGAUCAGAUAGUGGAAGGUACAGAUACAAAAUAGUAGAACAAUCCAAUAUUUCGCGAAAGUAGGGGUUAAAAAAAAACGAGCGAGCGCAGGCAGUUUAAUUACAACAAAGGCGAAAAAGAAUUUCUUCUUCUACUGCAAAUUUUUGGUAGAUUUGACCAGUGGGAAGAUGCUGCACAUGUCAGAGCACUUAUAUUCAGAUUAAAUGUAUGAUACAUGAACGCGCGUAUCUGAAUUGGAUCAUAUCUUUUGUGAACAGAGAAGUUUAAAUCUCUCAUCAGAAUAAAUUCAAUCAGAUUGUGAAAAAAAAUGCUCAUGUAACAGCAGCUAUUGUUAAAGAUUUUGGGGUGGCCAAUCAGAUUUUAUAGUGACCUUGGUUGGCCCCAGCUACCACUGAUCUGCCUCUAGUUAACACAGCAGCACCACCUAGUAUUGGUACUAGUAAUUACGAUACAGUCAAGAGGCCAUAUUCCACAGGGAUUAUUUUUAGUAGCUAUUCCCUCUGGGCCAAUUAAAAAUGGGCACAGUUUGGACACCUCUGUUCUAAAUCAAAGCCACCCCCCGACAGAUGCUGACAGAUUACGCUGGGGACUUCAUUCUGAGCCAAGACAAUAAGGAGCCUAGCUGGUCAAGCUGGGGAAAUGACAGAUUGCCCCAUUAGCCAACUGAAACAUACAGUGUAGACAAAAGUCUUCUGCCCCCUGACCACCAUUCCACCAACAGGUACUGUAAUGACAUGGUAUUCAAAUCCAUACACUUUAAUAUGGAGUUUACCCCCCCUUUUUCAGCGUUAACAGCCUCCACUCUUCUUGUAAGGCUUUCCACAAGAUUUUGGAGUGUUUCUGUGGACUGUGUGCCCAUUAAUUCUGUUGAGCAUUUAUGAAGUCAGAUAUAGAUGUUGCAAGAAAAAGCCUGGCUUGCAAUCUCCGUUCCAUUUCAUUCCAAAGGUGCUCAAUGGGGUUGAGAUCAGGGCUCUGUGUGGGCCAGUCACUUAUCAAACUAGGUCUUUAUAGUCCUUGCUUUGGGAACUGGACCGCUGUCAUAUUGGAAUAGAAAAAGGCAUUCCCCAAACUGUUGCCAAAAAGUUGGAAGCAUUACAGGGUUAGAAAAAUGUUUUCUUUAUCAAUAAAUAUUUCCCAGAACUGCAUCAUUAUCAAACACAAAAUAAUUCAUAGAGAGUAACCCCUGUGGACAUGUGGCCCCCUUUUAAACUCUUGGCUAUUCAUCCUCCAAGGUCUGGACCUGGAUCGGGUUAAUCCCUUCAAAAACCAGGAUUAAAGUGAUCUGCAAUUCUCCAAAAAAAAAAAAAAAAAAAAAAAAGACGGAAAAUGUGGAUUAUCAAAUUGAGAUAAGUAUUAUCCAGGUUGGACCUUUUGAGCACCUGGACCCUGGUAUUUGUUGAACACCUGCAGAUGAACAAAGCUGUGUUUUCCUCAGCUACUGUUCUUCUCUAUCAGGGCUGGGUAUUUUCCAAAGCCUCGUGAUACAAUAGGUAUCUCAAAACAGAGGCCUAGAUAUGAUAAUGGGUUACACAUUGAUUUUGGAUAGUGGAUACAUCUUGAUAAGAAUACCAUACACAGAAUCCCCUACAGUUAGCUGUUCUUUACUGUAGAGAAUAACAGCAAAUAUGUAGUUUUAAGGAUCCUACAACUUAUAAAUUCAGUCCACAGUGAUCCAGGAAAUAAUUCCUAAAAAUCUGUUUAUAAUCCCUGAGCAGUUAAAAAAUAUUAAUACAGUAUCAUUUAUCUGUAUUUAAACUUGAAGUGGCUAUCUCAGUUGUCUUUCUUGCUGUUGUUUUUGGAACAGAAAAAACAUUCUGCUUUCAAGCAUAACCGCUGCUUGUGAUCCUAUGAUCUCACUUAAAGUUGAGGGAACUUUUGACUUUACAGCGUCUUUCAGUGCUGGUUUGGUUGACACAAACUGGCCAGGUCUAGCAAGCCUAGUUGUUGUUGCUACCUGCUGAACAGGUUGAUGUCUUUUCAUGUGUACUAUGACUGGAGAGUGUCUGUUUUGCUGCAGUAUUUUACCUUGUUUUUGCACAGCUGUUUUUACACAUCCCAGGCCUGACUCCCAACUUUCUGGUGUUUGAAGAAACCCAAUAUCGCUCUCAGUCAUGACAGCAGUAGACAGACUUCAACUGUGUUCUGACUUGUUUUGAUUUGAAGCGUGCACUGAGUCAUGUAGUUUAGCCUCUGCUGCUGCCUAUUGUUUUUCGUUUUGUUUUUUGUUAUUUGAAUCAUAGGCAACAUGAAAGUCAUAACUGCUACCCAUGCAUUUGAAGCCAUAUCAGCUCUGUAAAAUUUGUGUAUCAACAAGAAGUACAUAAUGAAAUGGUGCUAUGUCAAUUAUAGCACACAGGCCUGUUCUGCACCCUUACUGAUAAUUCUGAUUAUGGCCACUAGAGGUGCUGCUGCCUCUUUAAGAAAAUAUAGGUCAAUAAACUGAUAGAUAAUGCACUGGGUCAUGUUUAUGGUGCAGACACUCGUAAAUUACACCUAACAGCCUCAGCUCAGGAGACUCCUCACCUCCUGCUGGUGUGGUAGCACUGCUAAAGGACAUCAUUUGAUUUCCAUUAUGGAACAUUGACCUCCUCACUGUUUAAAAGAGCUUCCAGUUUAGUCACAGCAGGAGGUUAAAAGGACCAUUAGUAUUCUGUUUCACAUACACAGUUUAACACAGUGCAAACCGUUUAUCAUUUAAUAGAGUAGGAACAGUCUACAGAGAUGAAAUCUCUGAAACACAUUGCCUUUACAUUACUUUCGCUGAACUCUUUUUAAGUCCCUGUCUCACUAUGAACUUCUUCAUACCUUUUUCUAACGUAAACGUUUCUAUUUUGUUAAGUGUGUUGCCUACUCUUGUGUAAAUUUUCUCUCAGGUUCAUGUUUGAUUCCAGGAAAUGAUUUUUUCAAGCAAUUAUCAGCCUCCUGCUUAUUGUGUCCAUUAGUUUCUGUGCUGUGGCCCCCGUGGGUGAACUGUCAGGUAAUGCAGGGGUGUGUUUUUCUCUCUGUACCUCAAUUUCCUGGAUAACCCUCCAUUAGGUUGAACAAAUAAACAGCACUUUAAAACAGAUAUAUAUUUCUGCCAGCUGGCAGCUCAGCCUCUAAUGCUUAGCUCCGGUGGGCUGUUUCUCAGCCAGACUCAAGUGUUUACCUCACUGUUUUGUUAUUUCCCACUUGCUCAGUUAAUACAGAGUUUUACGAUACCCAACAGAAAUAUGCAAUGUAACUUCCCCCUCUAUUACAUUUCUGUAUACUAAAUAAGUGGAUUUUUCCCUGUCUUACCCGAAUUACAAAAGGUUACUGCUGCAGUUAUCUAUAGUACAAAAGGUACAGCAAUAUUUGUACUGUCUAUUUUUACAAAACCCUCAAUGGAACACCAUUUACAGUGCUUGUAAAAAGUAUUCAGCCCCAUCUAAUCAUUCAUGGUCAAUAUAAUUUAGCUUUUCUUAUUGAAAAAUGACAAAAAACCUAUUUAAUGUGAACAUGAAGCCAGAUUUCCACAGA
Molecule: messenger RNA, 6676 nt
Organism: Cheilinus undulatus (humphead wrasse)
Lineage: Eukaryota; Metazoa; Chordata; Actinopteri; Labriformes; Labridae
Gene: prokr1b
Product: prokineticin receptor 1b
Exons: 2
Coding region: 3-1166 (387 amino acids)
Biological process (GO): neuropeptide signaling pathway
Cellular component (GO): membrane
Molecular function (GO): neuropeptide receptor activity
Source: RefSeq, a predicted model, not a curated record